Molecule: messenger RNA, 716 nt
Organism: Rhipicephalus microplus (southern cattle tick)
Lineage: Eukaryota; Metazoa; Arthropoda; Arachnida; Ixodida; Ixodidae
Product: mitochondrial fission process protein 1
Biological process (GO): mitochondrial fission
Cellular component (GO): mitochondrion
Source: RefSeq, a predicted model, not a curated record
CCGCAUUGAAUGCAGACGCUUGCAAUGGCUGCGGAAGAUUCAAACGAAGCGAGGAUACACCACGAAACGGCGCACUGCGAGAAACCGGCGGCACCCGGAACUGACAUCUUCAGAGAUACACCGGUUCGCUUGCUAGGAUAUGCAAAUGAAGUAGGAGAAGCAUUCCGGUCCCUAGUUCACGUCAACGUCGUCCGCCUGUCCUAUGCCGUAGCAAGUGCUUACGUCGUGGUCGACACAGCAGACAAGGUCUUGAAGGCAGACAAGGUCAAGUGCCCCGAUGCUAAAGCUCACCGGAACAAGCUGUUCAACACUGCCGUGGACACACUGGUGUGGCAAGCGUUGGCCUCGGUCAUCAUACCUGGUUUCACAAUCAACAGGGUGUGCGCACUGUCUCUCUUCCUGCUCAAGCGUUACUCGAGCAUGCCCCUCAACGCCUGCAAGUGGACUACGACCGGCGUGGGUCUGGGCUGCAUCCCUUUCAUUGUGUCGCCCAUAGACCACGGUGUUCAUGUGCUCAUGGACAAGACGCUCCGUCAGUGGUUGCACGCAAAGGAGUCUUCCGACUGACCUUUUUCCCUUCUAGUGUCGAGCAAUACCUUUUACUAGUUCAAAGAUCUCUGCAAGGUGCUCAUAAAACAAAACAUGUAUGGACACAUUCGAAACCCGCAGUAAUGAAAUCACGCUCCGACGACAUGUCUCAGUGUCCUGAGCGAGCA